Molecule: messenger RNA, 255 nt
Organism: Pteronotus mesoamericanus
Lineage: Eukaryota; Metazoa; Chordata; Mammalia; Chiroptera; Mormoopidae
Product: keratin-associated protein 6-2
Exons: 1
Coding region: 1-255 (84 amino acids)
Source: RefSeq, a predicted model, not a curated record
AUGUGCGGCACUUAUUACGGCAACUGCGGCGGCUACGGCUGUGGAUUUGGCCCCUGUUACGGCUGGGGUUAUAGAUCCGGCUACGGCUGUGGACUUGGCCCCUAUUAUGGCUGGGGUUAUAGAUCCGGCUACGGCUGUGGACUUGGCCGCUAUUACGGCUGGGGCUGUGGAACCGGCUACGGCUGUGGGUACGGCUCUGGCUGCUGGGGCUACCGGCCACUGUGCUACAGAAAGUGUUACUCUUCUUGCUGCUAG